Molecule: messenger RNA, 1074 nt
Organism: Verticillium nonalfalfae
Lineage: Eukaryota; Fungi; Ascomycota; Sordariomycetes; Glomerellales; Plectosphaerellaceae
Exons: 1
Coding region: 1-1074 (357 amino acids)
Source: RefSeq, a predicted model, not a curated record
AUGCCGAAGCACACACGGUCAUCCAGUUCCAGCCAUCGCUACAACAACCCCAUGCCAGUCUCUCUCGCUCCGGCAGUCAACCCCACCCCAAACAUGUACAACCAGCAACGCCUUGCCAUGCCGGAUUACUUCCCCGUGGCCUCGUCCUCCUCGGCCGUCAUGCAGGCCCAGCCCCAGCCCAACUAUGACGCCUACGCCGCCGCCCCCAACGUGGGCAUCCCCCCCAUGCAGCACCGCGCCUCCUCGGGCGCCUGGACCCCACAAGACGACCAGACUCUCCUGGCGGCACGCGCGCAGGGCCUCAACUGGGCACAGAUUCAGAUCACCUACUUUGGAAACAAGACGCCCAAUGCCUGCCGCAAGCGCCACGAGCGCCUCAUGGAGCGCAAGGGUGCCGACGACUGGGACAACCGCAAGCUUGAACGUCUCGCCAAGGAGUACAUGAGCAUGCGCAAGGACAUCUGGUCUGGCCUAGCUGCCCGCACAGGCGAGAAGUGGAAUGUCGUCGAAGCCAAGGUGUGUUCUUCCUGCUCCUGCGCCGUCUCCUCCAAUUUCCGUCAUCUUGAUGCUGACCAUUUGCAGUGUAUGUCCAACGGCCUCAAGAACUUGCAGAGCGCUGCCCGCAGCGCCGCGCGCCGCGAACGUCUGGAAUCCGGCCAGCCACUACCACCAGGGUAUGACGAUGAUAGCGGAAUCAGCGGCAUCGGGUUGACACCUGUUGACGAGCUAGACCCGUCCUACAGUAGCCCCGAGACGGCCUCGUCGGGCGGCCAUUCGGCCAGCGGCGGAAGCAACGGUUACGCCCCGCAACACCACCAACACCACCACCAGCACUUUGCCAUGCAGCCCAUGCCUGGGUCCUACUACAGCCACCACCAUCAGCAGCAGAACCACCAUGGGUACACAAGCUCGGUCUCGUCGAACGGGUCAGGUGCUGCGUACAGUGGCUCCGGCCACACGGGGCACUCACAAAGCCCGAGCCCGUACAUGCAUCCGCACGGUCAGAGGCUGCCGAGCGUCGAUAUGGGCAUCGAUGCCAUCAUCAACAGACCUGGCGGCGUGCAGCAGUUGUGA